Messenger RNA from Silurus meridionalis, 2135 nucleotides. RefSeq names its product acidic mammalian chitinase-like. The record is from RefSeq and is a predicted model, not a curated record. The transcript is spliced from 14 exons. The coding region runs from base 519 to 1955 and encodes 478 amino acids. Gene Ontology annotation, cellular component: extracellular region. Gene Ontology annotation, molecular function: chitin binding; chitinase activity. Gene Ontology annotation, biological process: carbohydrate metabolic process; chitin catabolic process. NCBI's taxonomy places the organism in Eukaryota, Metazoa, Chordata, Actinopteri, Siluriformes, Siluridae.
AGCUCUAGCAAAGCUUUAAUCACUAGCAAAGGCUCUUUAAGUUUUACUGACUUCCCAAAAAUAUGCUGGUAUGCUGGUAUUUCCUCUAGGGAUAAAUGUGUCUAUGUAUGUUGUCUCACAAUGGACUGGAGCCCCAUCCUGGGUGGGCUCUCAUUUCUCUGCUAAAUUACUGACUUUGCAAGUGUCUGGAAGGAGAUGCAGGAUAAUAUGGACUCUCUAGAGGACCACGAUAAAUGUCAGGAGGAGGGAAAUGAUCAAGCCUCAAGGUUUUCCAGCAAAGAACGUAAAGUGUUUUUAGAAGUGGACAAACAGCAGAUUGCUGCAUCUUCACACAGUUUACUACCGUUAUAAUACGUUCUGAAUAGGCAAAUGGUCUUCAUCGCCCUCUUGUGGAAGGUGCUGACGGCUAUAACAUUUUAAUCUUGGUAAAUAAGUGACGGAGAAAGACAUAAGGAAAACGAUGUUGGAAAGGGGUAUAUAAAGGGGUAGAUGCCUUCAGUAAAUUGCACAUAGGCACCAUGGGCAAACUUCUGAUUUGUGUUGGACUGGCUCUCCUGCUGCACGCUCAGCUAGGAUCCUCCUACAUCCUGUCAUGUUACUUCACCAACUGGGGACAGUACAGACCUGGAGCAGGAAAGUACUUCCCUGCCAACGUUGACCCAUGCCUGUGUGACCAUCUGAUCUACGCUUUUGCUGGAAUGAACAACAAUGAGCUUGCAACCUACGAGUGGGAUGAUGUGAAACUUUACGGAGAGUUCCAGGCCUUGAAGAACCAGAACAGCAACCUGAAGACCCUUCUGGCUAUUGGUGGAUGGAACUUCGGCACCGCCAAAUUCUCUGCUAUGGUGGCAUCCUCUGCUACUCGUCAGACUUUCAUCAGCUCUGUGAUCAAAUUCCUGAGGCAGUACGAGUUUGAUGGUCUGGACAUUGACUGGGAGUAUCCUGGUUCUCGUGGUAGCCCUCCUCAGGACAAACAGCUCUACACCACCCUGGUUCAGGAAAUGAUGGCUGCCUUUGUGGCUGAGGGAACACAGACCAACCGUCCUCGUCUUUUGUUGACUGCUGCUGUCGCCGCCGGCAAGGGUACCAUCGACUCUGGAUACCAGAUUGCCCAGAUUGGCCAGGUUCUGGACUACUUCCAUGUCAUGACCUACGACUUCCAUGGUACUUGGGAGCAGCAGACUGGUGAGAACAGCCCUCUGUACAGUGGACCAGCUGACCAGGGAUCUUACAUCUACUUCAAUGUGGACUAUGCUAUGAACUACUGGAAGAGCAAUGGCGCCCCUGCCCAGAAGCUGCUUGUUGGAUUCCCCACCUAUGGACACACCUUUAAACUGGCUAGCUCUAGCAACACUGGUGUGGGAGCUCCAACUGCUGGACCUGGACCCUCUGGACCUUACACCAGGCAAAGUGGAUUCUGGGCUUACUACGAGAUCUGUACUUUCCUGUCCCAAGGAGCCACUCAGGCUUGGGAUACUCCUCAGGAUGUGCCAUAUGCCUACAACAGCCAGAACGUCUGGGUUGGCUAUGACAAUAUUAAGAGCUUUCAGAUCAAGAUUGACUGGCUGAAGAAAAACAACUUUGGAGGUGCUAUGGUGUGGUCUCUGGACCUGGAUGACUUUAGUGGCACCUUCUGCAACCAGGGCAAAUACCCUCUGAUCAACACCAUCAAGAGUGGCCUGGGAACUGGCCAAAGUUGCUCAGCUCCUGCCCAGCCUCUACCCCCUGUCACUCCUGCCCCAGCUACCGCUGCCCCUGCUCCUCCUAGCGGUGGUGGCAGCAGCGGAAGCAGCAGCGGUGGCAGCGGAUUCUGCGCUGGCAAAGCUAAUGGACUUUACCCUAACCCUUCCAACAAGAACCAGUUCUACAACUGCAACGGUGGCAGCACCUACGCAGAGCACUGCGCCACUGGCCUGAUCUUUGAUACUAGCUGCUCAUGCUGCAACUGGUCAUAAAUCCAAGUCAAUAACUUGGAAUGCCUUUAGGCUGCUCUUGUCGUGAUUGAUCUGAUUGGUGUUUAGUCCUGUUAAUCUGUAUUCUGCAAUAAAGAUGAACCAGCAAAGACAAACUUUACUUGUGGUUUCACCUUUCGAGUCAUGUCCAUGUCCUAAGCUGCUAUAAGUUAGACUGAAAAU